AUGAGUGUGACCCUUUGGGCUGCGGAAGUUAACCAUUUGAUGGCCAAGCUGCGGCUGUGGCGGCCCAGAAGCGGGGGCCCUCCAGGUCCUCCGGAACAAGAGAAGGGCGGCUCCGGAACUUCCUGGGGAGCUGGCAGGGCCGGGGACGCCCCACUGGAGACGCAGAGCCCGCCCGGGGCCCAGGCAGGUGUCCAGGUGGCUGCGAUGCUGCCGACCACAGCGGAGAGGCGGGUCGCCUCGUCUGUCUUCAUCACCCUCGCCCCCCCGAAGCGGGACCCUCUCGCCGCAGGCAGACCCGGGGCCCAGAAGGCCCCCCCUCAGCCCAGCAGCCAUCUUCCGAAGGAGGCGCCGAAGCCGACAGAUCCCAGCCGGGCCCCGGGCCCCGUAUCCGCGGGAGCCGUCCGAGGGGGUGCGGGAAGUGGGCGGGGAGGCCCUGGCGUGCCCAACGGAGGUUGCUCUGCCCUGCCGCCGCCACCUCCUGUCGCCUUGCCUAGUGAUUCCCUGGAAAAUGACCCGGAUGGCCUCUCUUUCCUGCCUCCCCCUCCACCUCCUCCACCUCCCUCAUACUCCAGUCCCUUCUCAGUGGAGAUACGUGCUCCUGAUUUCCAGCAGCAAGCAGAAGUUCUGCCCGGAUCCCUUCAGGCUUCUCUGACGCUUCCGGCAGAUCCGAAGAGGCCCCAAGUCCUGACCUCCACGCUGGGGCGGGCUGGUGAGCCUCAGGCAGAGAGGCAGGCGGAGCACACGCUCGCCACAGAUGUCUGCGCCUCUUGCCACAAGGCCCUUGCCCCGUGGGCCCCCACGCUGGACGCCAUGAACAAGCAGUACCACGCGGGCUGCUUCGCGUGCCGCUCCUGCCACUGCGCCCUGGCAGGGCAGCGCUACUACCAGCAGGAGGGCCGGCCGCUCUGCGCGCCCUGCUACCAGAACACGUUGGAGAAGUGUGGGGCUUGCCGGGACCUGAUCACGGAUCAGAUUGUGUGGGCCAUGGGCCACGGGUACCACCCAGAGUGCUUCACCUGUGCGGCAUGUGGCCGCGCGAUGGGGGACGAGACCUUCGCGGUGGGCGAUGACCACGAAGUGCUUUGCCUGGACGACUUUUACAGGAAGUUUGCUUCCGUGUGUGGUGCCUGUGAGAAGCCCAUCAUUCCGAGCCACGGCAGGGACUCCUACAAGAUUGAGUGCAUGGGCAGGAGCUUCCAUGAGGACUGCUACCGCUGCGAGAGAUGCCAGGUGCUGCUGUCGCCCGAGCCCACAGAGGACGGCUGCUACCCUCUGGGCCACCACCUCCUCUGCAAGUCCUGCCACAUCCGAGAGACGAAGUGACCAUCCUGCCGAGGAGCGAGUCUUUCUGGGCGGUGUGUUUACACUGGCAACCUGCCGUCUCUCCCUCCUGCUUCCAUUUUCUCUUUGAGUCUUCGUAUAAACAUGUAUUUCUGUGUUGAGGUUUAAUCUGGGGACUGAGCGAAGCGGCCCAGGGACUGACUGGUGGGACGCGGGUCAGGCAUUUCCCCAUUGCUGCUUGCGGGGCGUUCCUGGCAUUGACACGCUGCACGGCCUGGGGGGGGGGCUGCCCGGUCUAGGGGGCUUGUGGGAGCCCUCUUCUGCCCCCGGGGAGGCAGGCGCGAGCAGAGCGGCGGCCGGGCACCAUCUGCAGGCUGGGCUCACUCCGUAGGCUGCCAGCUGCUUUCCACACUCCGGGGCUGCCCGAGCAAGAGCAUCGCAUCCUCCUCCGAGCCUGGCCAGGAUCUUGCGGGACUCCCCCACCCUCCUCCUCGCAGCCUUUCCUGAUGACCUGCGUGUGGCAGGUUGAGAAGUCACUGUGAGAAUCGUAGCGUGAGAGGGUAACGCAGGCGAGUACAGGAAAUGACUGGGAGUUUUCUGGGUGAAGCGCUACAAGUUUCUGGUUGACUUUCUCUGCUGUGUAGAACAGAUGAGACAAUAAGGGAAGGAAACGGGGACCCGAGAGCAUUUCAGCCGGAACACGUCUUCAGAUGCAUUAGCUCUGAUCUCUGGCGGGGUAAUUUCCAGCACCCGAAUUCAGUGACCGGCUCAAACGUGAAGUCGCGGCGAGGAUGUGGAAGCUCUGGGGCACGCCUGGGGUGCCCGAGGCCAAGCAGCCCUGGAUCAAGGAUGGAGGGGCCUUCAGGUGCCUGGUGGGAUGCCAGAACUGAGCCGGGGCGUCAGCUGCUUGGUUUUUUCAUUUGGAAAUUAAGCAUGAAUUACACAAGUGCCCCAUCCCUUUGAGCGCCUUGAACGGGGAAAUUGUGACUUGAACGCUUGCGCCAGGCCUUGUACGCGCCGUGCCCCUGGGUGCCUGGAAGGCACAGGCUGGCGCUUGCUUGAACAGAAAAGGCCCUGCAGCCCCCCAGAAGUGGCCGCAGCACCCCACUUGUUCCUGUCCGGGCAGGCACAGCAGCAUGGCCUGAGCGCCCCGGGCGUGUGCCUCUCAGGCCACCAGGGGGCA
Varanus komodoensis (Komodo dragon) is the source of this 2464-nucleotide messenger RNA. RefSeq names its product filamin binding LIM protein 1 (gene FBLIM1). The coding region runs from base 1 to 1323 and encodes 440 amino acids. Lineage: Eukaryota; Metazoa; Chordata; Lepidosauria; Squamata; Varanidae. Gene Ontology annotation, biological process: cell-cell adhesion. Gene Ontology annotation, molecular function: filamin binding. The record is from RefSeq and is a predicted model, not a curated record. The transcript is spliced from 9 exons. Gene Ontology annotation, cellular component: stress fiber; focal adhesion.